Messenger RNA from Colletotrichum higginsianum IMI 349063, 1092 nucleotides. Its product is annotated as Aldo/keto reductase. The transcript is spliced from 2 exons. Bases 1 to 1092 code for a protein of 363 amino acids. The record is from RefSeq and is a predicted model, not a curated record. Lineage: Eukaryota; Fungi; Ascomycota; Sordariomycetes; Glomerellales; Glomerellaceae.
AUGACCUACUCCGCUGUGCCUAUUGCCCCAAGCUUGGCAGAGUCGUUGAGAUCCACGAAAUGCGAAUAUCGCCAAGUAGGCAACUCAGGUCUCCGCAUUUCAGUCCCCAUCUUCGGGUGCGCGGGCUUCGGAGACCCUUCCGGCAUCCGGCCUUGGGUCCUCGGCGAAGAGGAUGCUGUCUGCCUCCUCAAAGCCGCGUACGACAGGGGCAUCAACACAUGGGACACGGCCAAUGUUUACUCCAACGGCGUGUCGGAAGCAAUCGUUGGCAAGACGCUGAAGAAGUAUGGCAUACCUCGAGAAAAAGUCAUCCUGAUGACCAAGUGUUUCUACGCCGUGGGCGAGGACCAGGACGUCCAGCAUGCUUUGAUGCCCGUAGAAAGCUCCAAGGACUAUCAGAACAUGUUUGGACUCUCGAGGGCGGCAAUAUUCAACGCCGUUGAAGCAUCGCUUCGUAGGCUCGACACGCCUUAUGUCGACGUCUUGCAAAUCCAUCGUUUUGACCCUCUUGUGCCUGUUGAAGAGACCUUGAAAGCGCUGGAUGACCUCGUCCGGUCAGGUAAAGUGCGAUAUAUUGGAGCAAGCAGUAUGUGGGCAUGCCAGUUUGCCCGCAUGCAACACACGGCUGAGUCACGUGGAUGGACCAAAUUUAUCAGUAUGCAGAACUGCUAUAAUCUUCUCUACAGGGAAGAGGAAAGGGAGAUGAUCCGUUACUGCAACGAUACGGGAGUUGGCCUGAUCCCUUGGUCUCCUCUUUGCAACGGCUGCCUUACGCGUCUGCCCUCUUCAACAGGGCGUGCUUUGAGUAAGAGAGAGGAGUUUGAAACCAAAUUUGGCGGUUCGCUUGGGAAUGUAGAGCCCGACUUAGCCAUCAGAGCCAGGGUCGCUGAGGUCGCCAAAAAGAGAGGCUGGCCCAUGAGUCAUGUUGCGCUGGCUUGGAUCAGUAAGAGAGUCACCAGCCCCAUCGUGGGAUUUACAAAGAUAGGACAAGUUGACGAUACUCUCGAGGCAAAGGGGAAGACUCUCACAAAAGAAGAAGAAGACUACUUGGAGGAGCUAUAUAGGCCAAAAGCAGUAUACGGUCACCAAUAA